AGCUUUCACAGCCCAGCUUCUUUUCCAGAGUCUGUAUGCUACCUCCAUGAUUCUGGUGUUUCGUUGUUCUGGUAGUCACAAAAAGAAAACAGCCGCCGCGUACGUGCAGACACGUACCGAUGUACUCACGCAUGAAAUGUAAAGUGUCAGUUCAACCCGGCAUCCACAGGCGGCUGAUGUAGUGGUUAGUGCACUGCAGUGAACCGAGACUUUAACGGGACCAGUAGGCUAAAACUAGCGAAGCACAGUGAACUGGAAGAACCAUAGGAGACUAUAUGGGUUGAAACCACAGCUAGAACCCUCGUGACUUCAGACAAAUGCCGCCCUUGCGUACGGCGGUACGUACUAAGCAGAGGGGCUGGCGGGCAGCUUGAAGCCACUGUGUCAGAAAGCAUCUGCAACUGCGCGGGAAAGUGUCUUCCCUGUGCACCUUUGUGUGUUGACGCUUGGUUGCUGCACUUGAGGAGAAGUCCGUGCAUCGUAAAGAUGUUGCGGUACGUUCGGCACCUCGAAAACGCUCGAAGGCACGUUGACUGUUGGACUGGCUAUGUAGAUUCCCAGGAGAAGUUUGACAAGUUCAUGCGCUACCUCGCCGCCAAGAAGGUGAUAUUGAAAGCGUUGACAGCGAAGGAAUAUCCUUGCAUAAAAGAGAGGCUCCGGCAGUGCCCUCGGAGUGACCACGUCUUCAUAGACGAAGAUAUGCCGUUCACGGUCGUGGCAACUGCGUGGUUGUGGCAACCCUGCUGCGAUAUUGAAAUUGACCCUGAAAGUGUGCGGAACACCGAGUGUGGUGAGAAAGAAGAGACAGACUGGUUUGCAGCUAUCUUGAUGAAGCACGACAACUGCCGUGGUGCAGAACUCAUCCGCCGCCCUGCCAUGAUGUACAUCAAGCAAGUGGAUAUGUACCCAGAAUUUCGGGUGCCUUUCCUUACAAAAUACUCUACAAGUCGAGGACGUGAAGCAGCCAUAAAAGAAACGCUGUGGCGACUGAAGCAGGCUCUUCAUAAAGAGUCUGUUUGGAGGCCUCUGCUCAGGCAUCAACGUUUUUACAUCAAGAUGUGCGACAAAAUUAGUAGUUUGAACGAUGACGAAGAUUACUGCUGCGAAAAACAUGUCCCAGCAAGCAUGACCAUAAUGCAAGAUCAGAUGCAAUCUGCAACAAACAAGAACUGUUUGACAUACUGGAUCAAAGAAUGUGCAGAACAGGCAGCAAAUCAUUUGAACCAUGACAUGGAUAGCUGCUGUGAAGAACAGCCAGCAAAUAUGAAAGUAAUGCAAAAUCAGAUGCAAUCGGCACAGACAAACACGCCAUUACUUGAUACGAAUGAGAAUUGUUUCACAAGUUUCAUCAUAGAAUGCGCAGAGCAGCCAGCAAACCAGUUUGAACCAUGACACAGAUAGCUGCUGCGAAGAACAGCCAGCAAAUAUCAGCGUACUGCAAAAUCAGGUGCAAUUGGCUCAGACAGACAUGUCAUUACUUGCAACAAACGAGAACUGUUCGACAUAUUGCAUCAAAGAAUGCACAGAACAGCCAGCAGACCAUUCGAACCACAACACAGAAAGCUGCUGCAACAAACAGCCAGCAAACAUGAACAUAAUGCAAAAUCAGAUGCAAGCAGCCCAGACAAACGUGCCACUACCUGCAACAAAGGGGAACUGUUUGACAGUAUUGUGUUAAAGAAGUUCUGUUGGCAGGGCGAUCUGAACUUAAAAACAAAGUGCAAGUAUUUCGACGCCACAAAGGAAACCAUACAAGAUAUUUUACGAAGAGCCCUGUUGAAGGACGGGUUUAGUUCUAUCGUGCAAGAGGACAUCGCAUGUUUUGUGAAUGAACUACAUAAGAAAUGGCCGGAAACAGGUCGUCAUUUUAAACCUAUGGAACUCAAGUGCAAUGUCUUGAGGAGAGUAGCAAGUGAAUGCAAGGACGUAUUGCGACGUUGUGCCAAUACAAAUUUUGUGGCACAUCUCAUGCACAAGCAUUCUGAGAUUGUCAUUUGUAUUGAAAUGGCAUUGUGCGGAACCGACUAUGUCCUACCGGCUUUUCUCCUAGGCUUCAAAACACCAAUGCAUCAUGUCUUGGCUGGUGUGUUUCUCAUUGACUUUGAGAUGCUUGACUGCAUGGCGAAGGCAUUUGAUCUGUUCAAGGCUCGUGACCCAUACGCUGCCAUUACGAAAUUCUGGAUUGUAGAACACAGUGAAGCAGAAAUCAACGCACUCUCUUCCAUGUUUCCGGACAGCCGUCCUCUACUAUGCAACUUCCACCGAGCUAUAUCGUGGAGUGAGUGGCAACCCACAACAUCGAGCGAUGCAAGGGACAUCAGUUUCGUCAAGGAAAUGCUGCAAAAGGUUACGUGCAGCAAAAGCGACGAUGAGCGCAGGUCAGUGCUCGGAAAUGCUGGAACAAUCUCCCCAUUGGCAAAGAAACAAAAGGCUGCAAAGUUAUGUAUAUCAAAAGUGGCUGUUGGUCGUUGAAAUGCUGGCAGAUAAUCAGGGACAGGCGUUUUGUUUUGGCGACUUGAUAGCGCAUCCAGGGACUGAAAGCUCAAAAGCACAGUCCUGCUUAGCAAAAUAUUGUAGCCACCGUGCUCGAGGACUCGUUCGAGUAUUCACAAAGAAGUUCUCACCAAAUAACAAGCCGCAAGCUGUUCAAGCCAGUGCAAACUCCAUGCACCCUCUUCACCUCAGCGCAUUGCCCACGUGUGCCCACAGCGAAACUGUUAAUGGUGCAAAACAAUCUGGGCAAGGCUUGGCUGAAGCCUCUCUAUGCAAAAAAAACAGCACUUUGUCAGUCCCUUCUUGUGUUCAGAGUAGUACGUUUGACAAAGUGAACGUCAACAUUAUAAGCUGCUCUUGUUCUGAGUUCAAGGCUGGGCCACCGUGCCAACACAUUAAAGAGAUGUUCUCACUUGCUGAGGGACAGGACAUUUCACGUGUUCUAGCUGCUUACCAGAACAGACCACACGUGACAGCGAAUGCAAAUACUGAUCCUGUACUUCAGCAAAUGAUAAUGAAGGCAUCGAGGGAAGCUUUUAGGAAUGUCAAACCAAAUAAGCCUCUUGCCGCUGUCCCUGAGAACAUCAAUUGCUUAUUGAAAACAGUGAGUGAUGCCUCAGUUCUCAUUAAGGCUGAGUUAAAUGAGCCACAAGUGACAGCUCAUGGCACCGCUCACUGUUCGGCACAGGGAGGGAACAGAAAUGCAGAAGUAAUAGAAACUUGUGUGAAAGCCGAGCCAAACGAGCCAAAUAUGACUGCUCGUGAAAAUAUCAGUUUUACUGGGCAGGAAGAAAUUAGCGAGGCAUCUGAAAUAGAAGUUAGUAUCAAGGGUGAAGUGAAUGAGGGACAUGUAGAAGCCCAUGCUGAACAUGGGGUGGCCCAGGCCACUCCCUUGAAUGUUGAAGUGAAUGAGAUGCUCUUGACAUCCCAUCAAGAUGCUGAUAUUGCACCUUGUAUCAAGGCCGAACCAAAUGACCAAAGCAUGACAGCGCACGAAGAUGUCGAUCGCAUGUCGCAGGAAGAGACAAGCAAGGCAAGCAAAUUGCAAGUUUGCAUCAGUGUAGAACCAAAAGAGGCUCAGGUGGAAGCCAGUGGUGAUGCUUAUUAUGUGUUGCAGGAACUGACUAGCACAGCAUCAGGAAUGGCGUCUUUCGUCACGACUGAACCAAAUGAAACAGGGAUGACUGUUCCUGAAGGUACCGAUUUCAUGUUGCAGGAAAAUAUUACCAAAGCAUCUAAAUGGGAAGCUUGUAUCAAGGUCAAACCAACCGAGGCCAAAGCAGUUAGCGAUGCGCCAGAAAUGAGUAGCUGCUGCGAGGUUGAACCGAAUGAGAUGUGCCUGGCGGCCAGUGAAGGUGCUGCUUGUGCAUCGUCACCACUAGCAGGUAGCAAGGCAUUAGAUAUUGAAACUUGUGUCAAGCUAAGGUCAAAUGAGCCAUUUAUGGCAGGCUGUGAUGAUACCAAUUGCGUGUUGCAGGAAACAUUGAGCAAGACACCAGAAACAAGGGCUUUUGUUAAAGAUGAGCCAUAUCUGACAUUUAAUGAAGACACUGACGGUGCACUGCAAGAAACAAGUAGGACAUCUGACAUAGACAUGUGUGUCAAAUUUGAGCCAAAUGAGACACUAGACAACGGCAUUGACAACUCAUUCCUGACAACUGUGAGCAAUGCCUUAAUUCAUAUUGAGGCCCAAGCGACUGUACUGGAUGUGAAAGCCCAUGAAGACAGGGCUCGUGCAUUGCGAGAAACGUCCAAAUCGCCAGAAACAAUAGAUUGCUUUAAGGUUCAAGGUGACUUGGAGCCUGCUGAACUGCCAGUUGAAGUGUGUUCUAGGGAUCUUGAGCAAGGAAACCCCAGGCAGAGCACAUUAUGUGCAAAAUCACAAGUUAGGGCUCGAAUGGAGGAGGUAAAUUCUGUGCGCUGUGUACGCGAUGCUGCUGUGUUGCAACAAGAGCUAGUCGAUGCGAACCAAACCACAGUUCCGGCUGGAACAUAGCAUGUCUGGGUGUAGUGGUGCUGGCGAUGGACAGACGUACAGCUUAUGGAGGACAUUGGUACUAAAAGAAAAAUGACAGCAUCAACUCGAUCAACGAAAAAAAGAAAAUAGGUGGCAGCUAGACAGUGUACAAGAUAAGUCAACCAUCAUGCAUAUCUGUAAAUAAGCUACUGGGUAACGUGCCUUCACAUUGCUUUGUGCAUAGACAUUUUUUUGUCUCAUAAUUUUGUUCAUAUCGCCACAUUUAUUUCUCAAUAUGCAUUGAUCUCAUCACUAAAAUAAACAUUAUACAUCAUGGUUGGUGACUGCUGCAGUUGCAAGGCACUGGCCUGCCUUCAAAUACUAGUCUUGUGGGAGAACAAAUCCAUGUUGAACUGUCUGCCACAGACCUCAAAGGAGUUGACUGUUCUGCUAGUAAAACUGUUGCAGAAGUGCUGGUUCCUGACAGCCUCCUUACUGGCCGACUUCAUGAUGUUACUGCCACUUUGUGUCCAGCAUUGAAUUUAUGAGGAAUUUUUAUGGUAUGGUCUAUCUAGGCUUUAUGUCAUUUUGUUGUUUGUGUGUAUUGUGUGUGCUCUUAACCUAGUUCCCACUUCAUUUAGAAGCAGGCACAAGCAGUAUUCGUUUGUUGAAGUAGCAUCUCUGAGAAACACAGUUUAAGCUGUAUUAUGUAUGUUAUUCUUGUGUAGGUGCAAGAAAGUUGUUUGUUGCCAUAAAGCAUAGCUUCGUAAGCCUUGAUGCGCACUAGUACAACGGCUUUGUGAUGAGCGAUGGCAUCGUGUGUAAUUUUCUGUUUCAACUCACUGUGAUGUCACAGAUUUUUACUGUUUAUGCUGUUCAGCCUGUUUAUAUUUGAGUUCUCCUAGUGUGUCCUUUUUUGUUUUUGAGCAUCAAGCUUCACUUGUCGACUAUGUUGAAAUUCGCUCUACAAUAUUAAAAAAAUAUCGAGUAAAAACAAUGUCUUUUUGUUCCCACAACAGUAAUCGUCAUCAGGCUUGCGAGCGCUUCCUUCAUUUAAAACUCAGUGCUGGCCACUUUCCUAUCGAGAAUGCAAUGUAACCCUUUUAACGCGCAUGCCGUUCGUGACUGCAAUGUACCCUGCACGGGACGAUAGCGCAAGUAUGGAACGCAAUAUAGAUGAGGAUUAUUGUUGUGGGACAAAAAAAGAGGCCCUUUUACUUGAUAUUUUUAUAGUGUGUCUGCAAAAGGGUGCAUAUUUGGUCUGUUUCAUUCAUGAUUACAUGCAGGAAAUGGUGGCAUAUGAUCAGAUAAAACAAAAAACCUUGG
Messenger RNA from Rhipicephalus microplus (southern cattle tick), 5776 nucleotides. RefSeq lists its product as uncharacterized. NCBI's taxonomy places the organism in Eukaryota, Metazoa, Arthropoda, Arachnida, Ixodida, Ixodidae. The record is from RefSeq and is a predicted model, not a curated record. Gene Ontology annotation, molecular function: zinc ion binding.